AUGAAUGAAAAGGCUGGUGUCUCUAAAGAGCUCAAUGCUAAACAUGCAAAGAUUUUGGACGGACUCCUGAAGCAUCCAGAGAAUAGGGAGUGUGCAGAUUGUCGUAGCAAAGCUCCAAGGUGGGCUAGCAUAAACCUGGGAAUAUUUAUAUGUAUGCAAUGCUCUGGAAUUCAUCGGAGUCUUGGCGUCCAUAUUUCAAAGGUCAGAUCCACAACGUUAGACACAUGGCUACCGGAGCAAGUUGCUUUUAUGCAAUCUAUGGGCAACCAGAAGGCUAACAGUUACUGGGAGGGAGGGCUACCACUGAACGUCGAUAGAAGCAACAUUGAAAGUUUCAUCCGUGCCAAGUAUCAGGAGAAAAGGUGGAUUUCUCCUAAAGCAACUCUAGCAAUUCACACAGUCAGUGAAAAGUGCUCAAAUGGCAAUAAUUUGGUAGGAGGAGCCAGAAAUGGUGUUCCAAGGAAAGCUAGGAAAUAUUCGCUUGAGGAGGAGAUGUUUAGCAAAUACAUGUUACAAGCUGGUAUUCCUGCACGGCCAAGAACGGCUUCUUUAGACAUCACAGAUACAGCCUCACCGUCCAUAAAUGGGUUCACCAAUGAACAUAAUUCAUCUGUAAAUAAUGUUGACAAUCAAAAAGAUGUCUUCAGUUUGCUAUAUGUCCCGGACUUGAAACAUGAUCGCGUUGUUGUGCCUCCUUCUCAUUGGGCGACAUUCGAGUGUAAGACUGCAACUUCUAUAAGAGACAAUGCAUAUGUGGGAAGAACUACUCUAUCAAUAAGCUAUCAAGUUAGCCAUCUGAGUCGCCAUCGCGUUUCUAACACAAAAAACCACAAUCGCGGUUCUUGGUUUGGCUUCAAUUUGGGUCACCUUGUGGCAGUUCCAAGCUUUGCAGUUGGGGAGUUAUAUUCUCUCUUCUUCUUCACGAGAUUGCAGGUGCAAUAG
This is a messenger RNA of Oldenlandia corymbosa var. corymbosa, 942 nucleotides long. Lineage: Eukaryota; Viridiplantae; Streptophyta; Magnoliopsida; Gentianales; Rubiaceae. The record is from the annotation of a GenBank genome assembly.